AUGCUGUCACAUACCAUGAAGAAAAGUCACCUUCGCAGUUACACAGAUAAUGUUCCCUGCUCUUUCCCGGAUGAGCAGAAAGCUGAUGAAGCACAGGACUCGCAUAGCAAUAGAGAACCCAAGAACAUAACGAUGAACACUUCAAGGCCAAAUUUGAAAAACAAGAAUGAAAUGGAAGGCAAAGCUGAAAGUAAUCCAUUGUUGAAAGAUGAUGAACAGGAGCGUUUUCCUUACAAAACCCGGAUGUUUUGGAACAAGUCAUUAAAACAACCUUACAAGAAUUUUCACAAAUGCGCCAAACUUUAAAGACUUUUUCAAGAUUUUAUCAGCAUGUGGUUGACAGUGUUUUACCUCCCACAGUCAGAAAACUUUCCCAAUUUACACCACAUAAGCUUGUAGAGGAUAAUAAGAAUGAAAGGCAGGAACGGUGGGGUGAUUAUUCCAUAGAGUACUAAAGUGGUGACAUCAUAAAAAUUACAUUUCUGAGAUUAUGGGAUUUGUCAGCAUAUUCUGAAAGAACAACGUCCAAGAGGCCUAAAUUGCCAAAAAUAAGCAUUUCAGGGCAAAUAUUAGCCCAGCUAUGCUAAGAAAACUCCACUGUUAGGGCACCGUCAUGAUAUGAAUCUCAGACCCCUAAAAAGUUUAGAAGGGUUUGCUUGGGUUUGUAAGGGUUUGUCAUUGACCGAAGAGGAAAAGAAGAUCGUAUCACAAAAGCAUCAGAUUAUCCAAGAAUAGCCAAGGCAAGAGAAGAAUUGCAGAUUUCCUCUGACAGAUACUAUUGGAGUCCAACCGAGAAUAACAAAGAAGAGGAGGAGAGAAAUAGGAGCAAAUUGCACGAGCAGAAUAAUACUAAAAUGGAAGACCUGGACAAGAUGAUCAGGCAAGUUGAGACAGCUGAUGAAGAAUUCAGACAUGAGGAGAGUUGGAGGUUGUUCAAUGAAAUAACUGGGAGGAGGACCGCCAAGAAAGGCAUCAUAAAGGUUAAAGACAAGGAAGACAGAAUCAAUAAGUGGUAUACCCACUUCAAAGAACUUUUGGGAAACGAACGUACCGUUGAAGGAGAGCUGGACACAAUAUCACCUAUCUUAUAAGGUAUGGGGAUCACAGAUGGUCCAUUCACUGAAGCAGCAUACACAGUGGUAAAGAAGUCUAUCAAGGAAAGGAGGGCACAUGGGCAUGUAGACAUGAUAGUAUAUCUGCGGGAGUUUUUAAACAGUGUGAGUUGGACAAUAUCGCCCUUGCUUUUGCGAACAAACUGCUUGAUGGAGAUAUGCCAGAACAUUGGUCAGAUACGAUCUUAUAUCAAUGCUGAAAGCUGGUGACCUAGGAAGAAUGGAGAACUACAGGGGGAUAUGUCUCUCUUGCAUUGCUGCAAAUUUCGUAAACAAAUGGCCUUGAACAGAAUCAGGUCAAAAGUCAAUAAACACCUAUGACCCAAUCAGAAUGGAUUUCGUCCUGGACAGUCAACAACAACACACAUAUUCGCAGCGAGACAAUUAAUUGAAGGUGUGAAAAGUCAUAACUUGAAAGCUGUUGUGGUAUUCAUAGACUUCAAAAAGGGUGGAGACAGCAAUAAAACCGCAGAAAUUUUCAAAAAUAGUAUGACUUUUUUUAGAGGAGCAGGGUCAGCAGAACCUGUUCCAAAUACAAAUCAGUCCAUCGGAGCAACUAUAACAGAACCGUCCUCAACAUCAAGCAACCUGGGUGAAGAAGCUGUUAAGUAGGCCCCUCUGCUACAGAGUUUGAAUGGAGCAAGAGAUUUCCUACGCUUUAGUAAUAAAAUGAAAGCUAUAACUGAACAGGACACCAUUGCCAGUUCCAAUGAAGUCAUACUGGGUGUUUUGUCAAGCAUACUUGAUGAGACUAAGAACAGCUGGCAAUACAACGUUUACUUUAGAAAAAUUCCUUGGAAGUGGUUGAAACCGUUCACAAAUAUGACCUGAAAUUUAAUGUCACAUUUGGUGAUUUUGAUGAACUAAGCUUAUGCUAUGCUUCAACUAAUUGCAAAACAUUUUCCAAAGGUUCUAAAGUACGUGCAUAACAGAAGUACUGCUGCCUGAGGCACUUGUCCACCUGUGCUGCGAUCAACUAGAUAUGACCUAUGACAAGGCAGAAACAUUCCUAUCCCUUGGUGGUGAGGAAGAAUUGGGGGACUUCAUGGCACACCUAAAAAAAAAUUAAAUUAGACAAGAAAACCAAAAAGAAAAAAAUAUAAAUUCGGAAAGAAAAUAAAAAACCGUGUACAGGGCAGGGAGGUAAAGGUUAUAAAACGUUGUAAGAUGGAUGAGCAAGCAAUCAUCAAGAAGCAAAGUUUAACCUGGAACCAGAGGAUAGUGCUAUAAGCAAAACUGCAAUGCUUACUGACAGACACAUUGAAAUGGCACGGGAGCUGUUACAUGGCCAACUGUCUCACAUGGGGGGACUGAUGUCACCUUGACUACCAACUGUCCGACAGUUUCUGGAAAUGAGACAGGAAUUUGUCCAAGUUCUUCACACUGAAGGGGUCCAUUGGGUCAACGUGAGCACUAUUGGAUGUAAGGAAACAACAAAAUCAACUUAUAUGACAGCCUUUACCAUGGCAUAUCUCCCCAAACUGAGGAGCAGAUAGCAUCCCUUCCCUUUGUUGAUAAUGCUGACCAUCUUGAGGUGUCUAUUCAACCAGUUGUUCAACAAACGAAUGGGACUGACUGUGGAGUAUAUGCCAUAGCAUUUGCCACAGCCCUCUGCAACAACCUAGACCUAACAUCUCGCAAGUUCAACAGACAACAAAUUAGAGCUCAUCUUUGGCAAGCAUUACAGUGUGGACACUUGAGUACGCUCCCAUUUGACAACAGGAGGUCACAAGAUCAAAACAAGCUUGUCAAAAUCAGUGUCUACUGUGAAUGCCGAAUGAGAUACAACCCCUACAAAGACAAAAUGGCAGAAUGCACAGGGUGCAAAAAGAGGUUCCACAAAGAAUGCCAACAGAUCACUGACAAAGUUUUUACAUUUGCCAGAUUCCAAUGGAGGUGCAAAACUUGCUCGCUGAGAAAUCUACCAAUGCCCUCUAUUUCUACAAGUUCCUAA
This is a messenger RNA of Porites lobata, 3066 nucleotides long. The record is from the annotation of a GenBank genome assembly. Lineage: Eukaryota; Metazoa; Cnidaria; Anthozoa; Scleractinia; Poritidae.